Messenger RNA from Trematosphaeria pertusa, 726 nucleotides. RefSeq lists its product as uncharacterized. The record is from RefSeq and is a predicted model, not a curated record. The transcript is spliced from 4 exons. NCBI's taxonomy places the organism in Eukaryota, Fungi, Ascomycota, Dothideomycetes, Pleosporales, Trematosphaeriaceae. Bases 1 to 657 code for a protein of 218 amino acids.
AUGCUCAAAGAAGCAGCAGACCCCGCGGCGUCUCUGGAUUCCUUCUCCAACCUCACACUGGUCAACAGUAAGACGAACGAAACGGAUAGUGGGAAAUUGAUACGCACAUGGAUCGGCCAUGUGCACACGGAUGUCGGCCAGCUCAUUCACUCUGCGAAGAGCCAUGCUAAUGAGGAACGGUGGGUAGAGCCGCGUGGCAUGCCCCUGUCGUACUGGACGCCCAUGCAUCAAGCAGUGUACAUGAGCGCUCCAGUCGACGUAGUAGAACGACUAAUCCAGCUAGGCGGUUUCCGAACCCUCCGCACCCAAUGGACCGAGUUUCCCCACCUCAACGUCACGCCCCUCGAACUCGCUCACAUGCUCAACGAGACAAAACUCAACGACGUUCUCUGUCCCUACUCCGCAACCCAGUCCCGGCCAGAGGCUGGGCUCUUGCUGGAUACGAGCGGCUUGUAUCUUCCGCUGCUGGAGUCGUUCAUGGAUGGCGAUCCGGUUUGGUUCCCGCUAAGAUGUGGGGUUGAAGGCGCAGGGUAUCUGUUCUGGCUUGAUGGAAGGGAUCUGGUGGUGCGGUCGAGGGGUUUGGGGGCGUCGGGCGGCGAGAGCGUGUUUGUUGUUACGGAGCGGGAAGUGUUCAGUGUUGAGGGAGGCGAUGAUUAGAAUGGUGUAACGGUGAGCCCGUACAGUCCGCCGAAAAUUUCGCUAUCCGCAAUACGACUUACCGUAUCC